GAGGAGAUGGGACAAAGUUAUUAUGAAGUCGUGCCCGGAACUGGAACUGCGUAGAAGUACCAAAAGCCGGAGCCAAGGAGUGGAAGUCCCACAGAAGACAUCGGAUGAUGUUCCCAAGCCGGGUCAGCGUGGAUCCCUUUGGGGACGGGACGGCGAGGAGGAGGGGCGGAGCGAGGUCGGCGCCAGCCACGCGUGUUCUCACCACUGCGCUCUGGCGCUGUCGGGCUCUUUGCCUCCGCCGCCCCUCGGCGACACAGCCCAGCGCGCCCGCCCCCGCGCCCCCCCGCGGCCGCACCGACUGCGCCGCUCAACCGCCCACCCCCCCUUCGCCCCCCGCAUCCCGCAGCCGCCGCCUCGCACGCCCCCAUUCGCCCCACCUCCCCCGCCCAACCACCUCCUUCCCGCCUCACAACCGGCGCCUCCGCCCGCCCCCUCCAUCUCCACCUCAUCUGCCACCACCGCGCUCACGCAGCUGCCCCCCCGCCUACACACCCACGCCCCCCAC
Molecule: messenger RNA, 505 nt
Organism: Gryllus bimaculatus (two-spotted cricket)
Lineage: Eukaryota; Metazoa; Arthropoda; Insecta; Orthoptera; Gryllidae
Source: the annotation of a GenBank genome assembly